This is a messenger RNA of Eupeodes corollae, 3017 nucleotides long. RefSeq names its product ATP-binding cassette sub-family B member 10, mitochondrial. Gene Ontology annotation, biological process: transmembrane transport. Gene Ontology annotation, cellular component: membrane. Gene Ontology annotation, molecular function: ABC-type oligopeptide transporter activity; ATP hydrolysis activity; ATP binding. The transcript has 6 exons. The coding region runs from base 606 to 2723 and encodes 705 amino acids. The record is from RefSeq and is a predicted model, not a curated record. Lineage: Eukaryota; Metazoa; Arthropoda; Insecta; Diptera; Syrphidae.
CAUUUAAGUGAGCCCGCUCUUUCCUCUUUGGCUAUUUUCUUAUUCUUAAUUCUUGGUUGUUUUGAAAGUUUCGGUCUUUGCCUGAUGUCAGGCCGUGAGUGGAGCAACCAACAAGAAAAAGUACCACUUUCUCUCUACAAAGUUACGACGACAACACACACGCACUGCCACAUAACUUUACAAAAACAAAACCCCACCUGAGACCUGAACUGAAGUUGAAGCUGAACUCGCCUCACCAAUUCACCAUUCCGAAUUCCAAUACCGAACCGAUACCGCUUUGGGCUGUCAUCCACCUUGCGCUUGCAACCUGCUAAAAUAAUUGAAUUGGUCAAUGGUCAGUGAUUUGAUUUUGACUUGUUACUUCGUCAUAAUCAAAUCAUAACCAUUUUUGGGGGAAUGUGUUUUACUUUUACGGAACCUCUUUUGUAAUUAACACUCACUACUUACGAUCUCUAUUUAUUUAUACUCUCCUCUUUUAUCUGCUUUUAUCACUUGUACAUAUAAACCCUCUUUCUUCCUCCCACCAACUACCAAAACACAAGUUUAAGCCAAAGAAUAAAACCAAAAAAUUACUAUUUCACUCUGACAUACGAAAAACACACACCAUGGUGAUCCAGUGUUUAAGCUGCUGUUCGAGAGUGAGAUUCAGAUUGAGUCGCCUUUUGAUCACGUCACCACUCUCCCUGCGUUCUGGACUCACAAAUUCGAUAUCGACAGCGUCGACGACAGCAAGAACUUUCAGCACCUCUCUGAAUCUGAAUAAGCUAUUAGGAAGUGGAAGAAAUCGAAUUUUCACAUUAAAACGUCCAACGGCACAAUCCAGAGACUAUAUGGCAGUUCGACGACGUAGAACGGAGCUGCCGCAGGAGAAGGAGCAUUUGGGAACACGCAGCAAAUCGGACUCGAGCCAACAAAAUGCCACAAAAGAAGCCACACCACCUAAAGUCAAACUCAAGAAACGAGACGUAGGUCGGCUUUUUGCCUUGGCCAAAUCUGAAAAGCUGGUCUUGACGGCUGCGGUUGGCUGCCUGGUAGUGUCUUCAGCCAUCACAAUGAGUGUGCCUUUCGCUUUGGGUAAAAUUCUCGACAUAAUCUUCACCCGUGAUGAGGCUGGGAGUCUCGAGACCAUGGAUCGAUUGAGACAUUUCUGCUUUAUCCUCAGUGGUGUGUUUGUUGUGGGUGGAUUGGCCAACUUCGGCCGAGUGUACUUAUUCAACAGUGCUUCUAUUCGGAUUGUUAAGGAAUUGAGAUCGAAGCUUUAUCGCACAAUGCUUAACCAGGAAACUGGUUGGUUCGAUACGAAAGGAACAGGAGAGCUGGUCAAUCGUUUGUCAACGGAUACAUUUCUUGUGGGCAAUUCCCUGAGUCAGAACAUGUCUGAUGGCCUUCGAUCAACUGUGAUGAUUGUUGCUGGAACUUCAAUGAUGAUCUACACGUCACCGAAAUUGGCUCUCAUUAGUACCUGCGUCGUUCCUUGCAUAGCCGGAGUAGCAGUGAUUUAUGGAAGAUACGUGCGGACAAUUACUAGAAGUUACCUGGAUAAACAUGCCCAAAUCUCAAAAGAAUCCGAAGAACGUUUAGGCAACAUAAAGACUGUGAAAUCCUUUUGUCGGGAGAACGCUGAAGCCCAGUCAUACGACAACCUCCUUACCGAUGCCAUGAAGAUAGCUUACGAUGAAGUUAUGGCAAAAUCUAUGUUCUUUGGAUUCAGCGGUUUCUCUGGAAAUGUUAUAAUAAUAUCGGUUCUCUAUUAUGGUGGAAGUCUGGUUAUUAGUGACCAAUUAACAAUUGGUGCUCUAACGUCCUUCAUACUUUAUGCGGCAUAUUCGGCGAUUUCUAUCAACGGUCUGAGUAACUUCUACACAGAACUGAACAAAGGUGUUGGUUCAGGUCAACGAAUAUGGGAAAUCCUCGACAGGAAAUACGAAAUUUCCUUGAAUUCUGGAAUUGUUCCAACAGUUAAACCAAAAGGCCAAGUGGCUUUUUCAAAUGUCGUUUUCAGUUUCCCAGCAAGACCAGAAAAUCCUGUGGUGAAUAACCUCACGCUUACACUUUCUCCAGGACAAACUACAGCUAUCGUCGGACGAAGUGGUUCGGGUAAAAGUACUAUCGCUUCAUUGCUACUUAGAUUAUACGAUCCACAAAACGGACAAGUCACACUCGACGGAAUGGACUUGAAACAGCUUAGUCCCUACUGGCUGAGAGAGAAUAUAGGUGCAGUCAGUCAAGAACCUGUUCUGUUUAGUGGCACAAUCAGAGAGAACAUAUACUAUGGAUUGAAUCCAGGCACAAAGAUCACAGAGGAUGAAUUCCAGACAAUAGUUCAAAAUGCCCAUAUAGAUGAAUUCUCAAACACCCUGCCCGAUGGACUAGAAACAAUGGUUGGCCAACGUGGAAUGAUGUUGAGUGGAGGCCAAAAGCAAAGAGUUGCCAUAGCCAGAGCUUUAAUAAAGAAUCCCACCAUUUUAAUCCUUGAUGAGGCUACCAGUGCCCUUGACUCAGCCUCUGAAGAGUUAGUUCAAAAUGCUCUCGAAAAACUCUCGAAGGGAAGAACGGUCUUAACAAUUGCCCACCGCCUCAGCACCAUUCGCAAUGCAGAUAAAAUCGCUGUCCUCGACAACGGAUUGGUAGCGGAAGAAGGAAGCUAUGAUGAGCUAAUUGCACGUGAAACUGGAAUUUUCAAAGAUCUGGUCAAGAAGCAGGCAUUUCUGAUCGAUUCUUGAAUCAUUGUCUUAACGGUGUUGGGAUAUUCAUUAUUAUUGUUAAUUUAAAAACAAAAACAUGUCAUAGAAAAAAUAUUCUCUUCUUAAUUUUGUUUAUUCUUAAUUCGCUUUAACCAUCGAACAAACCGGUUUUCCUGUAGUUUUAGUUCUUAUUUUUUUUAUAUAAAUAAUAUAUUAUACAUAUACAUCAUUAUUAUAAUUUUAUAUAUAUAUAUUUAUACACAACAUUUUCUUGUGCUUUCGUUCAUAAAUUUUGUAAGAAAUAAAGUUUUAUAUAAGUGAAACUUAGACCCA